AUGGCAUCUUGGGCUCUUUCAGGGUGUCUCCUCUUGGCCGUACUGCUUUGGGAUGUCCACUGCAUACCUGUGACAAAAGUGCCCCAGGGCCCUCCCUAUGGUGGUGUAGUGCAUGGUGCAGGCCAAGGAUAUCCUGGCUCUGGCCUUGCUACUGCUGGUGCAGGCGGCGGCUACGGUGCAGCUGGCGGCUACGGUGCAGCCGGCGGCUUUGCUUCAGGCGGCCUCCCUUCAGGCGCCGGCGCUGCAGGCGGCUUCGGUUCAGCCGGCCUCUCUUCAGGCGCCGGUGUUGCAGCCGGCUUUGGCUCAACCGGCCUCCCUUCAGGCGCCGGCGUUGCAGGCGGCUUCGGCUCAGCCGGCCUCCCUUCAGGCGGUGGCGGCACCGGUGGCCUGGCUGGCAGCGGCGCUGCUUCAGGUGGACUCGCUUCGGGCGGCUUCUCUUCAGGUGCUCUUCCUUCAAGCAGCUACGGUCCAGGUCAGCUCCCUUCAAGAGCAGGCUUUGGUGGUAGUGGUGCGCUGCCGGCUCCCGCUCCUGGAUCACCGGCUGCUGCUGUUGGGUUGUCGACUUAUGGUGGUGCCAGCCCUGCUGUUCUCAGCGCAGCCCAACCAGACAUAACCUGGGCUGUGGAGCCUAGUAGUAUGGAUGCUGGCACUGCUGCCCAUCCUGGUGGUGCUGGACAUGGGAUCCCCCCGGGGCCUGUUGCAGAUUUUGUGCCAGGUGAAAUGGCCCACUAUGAGCGUGCUUAUGAACAUGGACACAGAGACAGUGAGACUCAAGAUCAGGGCUAUUUGGCACAAGGUGCUGGCGCAGGGGUGUCUGGACAAGGGGCCGGUGCUGGUGUAAUGUUACCCCAUGGUUACAUACCACCAGGUAUUCAUUGGGGCCAGUAUCCCUAUGACUACCAGUUCCUGACAGGUAACUACCCUCCAGGCACUGUCACCCACUACAGUGACACCUAUGAGCAAGGAAAAGACCGCUUGGAUGAAGGUCACUACAUCGACUACCAUUAUCCAGUGGCAGAAGCCCCUUCUGACCAGAAGGUCAAGGACCCUCCUCCACAAUUUCAAACCCCUCGGCAGUCCUUCAAAAAACCGUUUCCACACAGAGUCCGCUAAGCUAUGGCCAGGGCAUGUUGGGUGAUGUUGCCCAGAUUAGUGGCUUCUAGGUGUCACUUACCUCCAUGGCAUCAUGUUCAUUGCUUCUAAUUCAAUAAAAGUCCUUCCUGA
This is a messenger RNA of Lampris incognitus (smalleye Pacific opah), 1224 nucleotides long. Its product is annotated as elastin-like. The record is from RefSeq and is a predicted model, not a curated record. Lineage: Eukaryota; Metazoa; Chordata; Actinopteri; Lampriformes; Lampridae. Bases 1 to 1113 code for a protein of 370 amino acids. The transcript is spliced from 4 exons.